AUCACUCUAAACUCAAACAGUCCAUGUUUGCCUACGAGAGCCCUCGUGACAAUUUUGCCAUCGGAUUGCCAAAGUCCGGUGUUUCUAUACAAAUUUUGUGAGACAGAAUUGCACAACAAAAUAUAAUCUCUAAAACAAACUCCAGCCAAUAAGCAGAAUAAGCACAAAGAACAUGCAGAUUCACCGACAAAACUGUCCCGAAUGAGUGUUACAUCACAAAACAAACUCCAGCUGCUAGGCCGUGAAUGUUCAGUGGGUCGGUCCACUCGGCUGCAAUGUGAGUACCACAAAAUAACUUGCAAAUGAUUUACAGCCAUCAUUAGCAUCUAUUCUCAAUUCCAGGAACAUCAUUGCAAAAUUUGGAUGUUAUUCUGCUGGCUACGGUUCUCCAUGUCAUCCAACUUCUCCCAGACAUGCUCCAAAUCCACCUUGGGUGCUAGCGGAUUAGCAGAGAAUUCCCCCACUGAUGACUCCAGAUAAUCAUUCCAUUUCUCGACAUCCCCCACUCUUACCACAUCAGUGAACUUUGCCUCCAUGGCAGUGAUCGAUCGACAUAUCAGAGCAAGAUCCUCCAAGUUAGAAACGAUCUUCAUCAGCAUUGCCGACAUGUUCAGCAUCUCCCACCGCAUUUUCUGCACCUCCCCGACUAAAUCGACUCCCAAGCUUGCGGCCUGCUCGGGGGUGUCAGCUGGCGCACGAUUACAGACUGAGGAGAUGAAUGCCUUACAUCAAGGAGCUAAACUGUGCAAAGAGGGGGACAAAGUCUUGUCCUCUGGGGAUCCGGGGAGAGCUGCAGCUCUGUACACCUAUGCCUUUUGGAAUCAUGCUGGAUCCACUGUUGCACACAUGCGUGGCCUUGAAACUUGCCAUUUAGAGGAGGUGAUCGCAACACUGGAGGCCUGGCUUGAUGGAGUGUCACAGAAUUCAAUCGAGGGCCUCAGCAAAGGUCUUGUCGCUGUCUUUCUGUCUACAUUAUGCCCCAAUAAUAUUUCUGCUUCACUUUAUAAAAUGGAGUCUGUCCUGCAGGGGACAGGUCAUGGCUCAGAUGAGAUCUUUGCCCGGUGCUCCGCUCUCCUAGAGGGAAAACAAAUGCCCCGGCUUGAGGGUCGCACACGGUUAGUUCUAGAGCUAACAAGAGCACUGGCCUGCUUGCUCUCAGAUCCUCACAACCCUAAAGGUCCACAGUUCUAUCUGCAGGCCUUUUGUGGAAAUAAAUCAGAAACUAUUAGACUUGUCAAAGAAAGACAAACUCAGCACAUGCCGUUAUUAAUUAAAGCCUUUUGUGAGCAAAUGUCUCAGGGAUAUUCUAUUCUCCAUACUAAAGACCAUAGGGUGAAAGCAAUGAAUUGCACACAAAAGAGUGAAGACGUUGAUCGCCAUGAAGCAGUUGAGUUUUUACUUGCCAUUUCAGCAGAUGAUAUUCAAGUAAGAGAACUUAAAGCUGCAGUUUUGUUCUCAUCAGGAAAGUUUGCAGAAAGUGCUGAAGCCUUGUCCCUGGCUCUUCAGGUUGGUGACUCACAGGUCAAGACCAACUCACAUAACGAAUAUGCUAAGCAGGUAAUGGCACCAGAGAAAAGAGCAUGUCUACUGAUGAGAAGAGCAGUUGCCCAUUUUUCAGCAGGAGGACGAGCAAGCGAAGUCUGCAGAGACCUGGGUGACAGUUUUGCACUUCAUCCAGCAACAGCGAGACAGCAGUUCCAAAGCCUCUUCUUUGACAAUGGCAUAGGGUUGGCAGCUCGUAUCCAACUGCGUCAACAGGCGGAGAAGGGUGUCUCAGAGUUCAGGGAGGUGGUUCUUGCAAGGCCUGACAUACGCUCAUCAAAAGGAGUGGAGUUGUUGGAUCCCGUUAUUGCUCAACUGCGAGCUCUCUGUCACUUAGAGAUGGACGGAGGAGGUCGGGAGCUGCGUGUGCGUCUGGCAGACUGCCUUCUUCUGCGUGGGCAACAUAGAGAAGCGCUUUCCAUAAGCUGCCAGCUAGCCACUCCAGCACAGCAGAGCUACCAGAACACAGUGCAAGUGCUCAGGGGGUUUUCCCGUCUUUUCUGUGAAGACCAUAAAGGCGCUUUGGAGGAUUUCCAGGCAGUGAUUGAGCAUAACACUCCUCACCCGCCCAGCUGUGUGCGUGCACUUUGCGGUAGGGGAAUCCUACGUAUGAUGGCUGACUCAUACUUCCUGACUGCUCUGGAUUAUGUUACAGCAAGCCAAUUACAGCUGCAGGACACUGCACUAACUGUUAGGUGCCUGGUGCCAUGGAACUACCGUGGGUUGCUGUGCACUGUGUUGAUGGAACAGGGGAGAGUCAUGCUUGAGGGGACUGGAGAGCAGAAAGCUGAGCUAAUCCCACACAGAGCACAACAUGAGAAGGAGCAGAACCACUCCACCAUCAGGCAAAGAACUGCAGUUGGUGUGCAUGCUUUAGCUCUUCUCCUAAUUGAGUUACAACCCAGUGCUGAUGGACCCCAGAUUCUCACAGCAGAUGCUCUGUAUCAGCUGGGUCGUGUUGAGGAGGCCUACCGUCUUCUUCUUAACAUUGAGCAUACAGCUCCACGGCCACCUAUUCUUGCACGCCUUGCAAUACUGCAGCUACAUCGUGGCUUCCUCUAUAAUGCCUAUCAGCUCCUAAAGAAGCUAAUUAAUUCUGGAGACACUAGCUGUCUACGUCCCCUUCUAUCUGUAACAGCUUUACAAGACAGAACACUUCUAGAAAAACAUUGUCACACUGCCUCAAAACGUAUUCUGUGUGACCAACAAGGCAAAAGUGCAGUAAGGGAAGCUGUAGCCUAUUUGUCCAUCGCCAUAAUGGCUUCAGAUGGUAGAGCUAUAGAUUCCCUGCUGGAGAGAGCAAGAUGUUAUGCUUUAUUGGGCCAGUGGAAGACUGCCAUCUUUGACUUUACUGCGAUCCUGAAGGAGCAGCCAGUUCAUGUGCAGGCUUUGUGUGGAAGAGGAUUCACUUAUCUUAUGCUGAAUCAACAGAAGGAAUGCACACAAGACAUACUUGCUGCCCUUCACUGUGGUGCUGAGGAGGUCACUCAGAGCAUUUUGUCCCUUAAAGACAAAGCAAGAAAGCUCCUCAGUGAAUGGUUAGGUCAGCAAUGUCGUAGCUGCCUAUUAGAGAUUCUGUUGGCCAAUCCAGUACCCUGUCGGGAGGAGCACCUUCAGGAGGCCUUUUUGAUUGGUGGAGCACUAAUGAACACUGAUUGCAGGGAUCCCAGGUGGCACCUCCUGUACAUAGAUACACUACUCGCCAAAGGGGAGGUGAAUGCUGCAGGUGCACACCUGAAGCAGGUGUUUGGUCAGGAGCCUCGGGAUGCCACAGCUAAGGCCAGAUGGGGUGUGGUUAAUGCCUGGCAACAGAACUACUCAGUGGCAGCCAACUAUCUGAGUGCAGUGGCUGAGAAAGAACCAGCAACUCUAGACUUUCUAAUUUGUUUUCUGCAGUCCUCUCAAAGAAAACGCCUGGCACAGGCAGCAUCUCAGCAGGCCAGCAGUGUCUCUCAAAGUGGCCAGUGGGAGCAUGCCUUAGCCCUGCUGACGUUGGCAGUGCGAGCUGUCAAUGAGGUGAAGCUUCAAUACCUUAGGCAGCGUGCAGCUUGCCUGGCCCACCUUUGCCUCCAUGAGAGGGCAGUGUCUGAUCUGAAUAAGGUCAUCCAUGGCCACGAUGUAGACAGCAGAGAGGAGCAUAGGGUGUGGGCAGAGGACCUUUGCUGUCGAGGUUGCAGCCUUCUGUUGUGUUCCCGUGAGGAGUCUGGCUUACAGGACUUUACCAAAGCCCUGGACCUGCAUGAAGAACAGGCUCUUCUGUGUGUUGAGGCUGGUCUGGGAAGAGAACGCAUUGCUGAACUUUUCUUGCACUUUGCCCUGCAGCAAUUUGGAGAGCAGCAGCUUGACAAAGCUUGGCUUUUGAUAGAGACUGGGCUUAAAGUAGACUGUGGUCAUGCAGAACUGCGUAGGCUGAGGGUUAGAAUAAAACGAGAGGUCUCUGGCCCAUGUACAGUCCACUAGAGAUGAGGUAUGAUGAUGAGAUGUUUAAUUGUGCAAGUUGAACCAGCUGACAGUUAUGGCUUCAUAUUAAGAAUGAUUAAUAUGGCAGACAUACCAGUAAGAAUUUAUGAUCAUAGAAAUGGCAAUAAUACAGUAGGUUAUUGUGUUGUAUUGUAUUUGGUUUCUUAUAAUUGGUCUUAAAGGAAUGUUCCAGGUUAAGCUCAAAUGACAGCAUUUGAAGAAUGCUGUUGGUUACCAAAAACGCAUAUCAAGUUGGGUUCUGAAAUCGCGGCUAUAUUGGUACAGCUAGAAAAGCAUGCAUCAAACAUCCACACAAACCCAGCCUUGUUUUUUUUUGUUUUAGAUAUGCAGCCAAUAACCUACAAACAAGGAAGUCUUAAAUAAUGCCUAUACUAAAGACUCUACUAACUAAAUUCAUCUGACUCGAUACAUGUGUUAACGGACUAUGAUAAUGGCCUACUCGGACAACACUGUUUUCUAGAGCUGGCAGAAAAUACUCAAAACAGACACAAGCAGCGUAUCUAUCAACCACAAAUAAUAUAAUAUUGAGCAGCACCCAUCGGAGUUGCAUUGGAGUGAUGUUACCUCCCCUCUUCGAAUGAUUGGCUAGAGGAGCAGCUGUCGAUCAAGAACUAGUGGAACAAUAGGGAUGCAAAUCGCCCCCUGAUUUAUAUAAAAUUCUACUCACAAGUUUUGGGAAACCAAGUGAAGAACUUGAAACAAAAAGCAAAUAAAAAUACAGCGUAAGUGUACAAACAAAAUGAAAAUAUGAGCAAAAUUGUCAGAGAGCACAGCAUAUUUUAAAUGUGUUUAUAUAUUUUUGAUUCAUGCUUGUUAUUUUUUGAUCUAUGCAAAUUAUUUUGAUCUGCACUUAUUAUUUAUUUUUGCACUCAUUAUUUUUAUUUUUUGAUUCACGCUUAUUAUUUUUUGAUCCGUGACUGCAAUACUUUUGAAGGGAUUUUGAUCGCAUACUUAACACAGAUAUGGUUAGUAAGCAAUUUUAUCAAUAAAUCAUGUACAUAUACUAUUGACCCCAUUCAUUUCCAAUAAAAGUGUCUUAAUAUAACAGCGAUUUCUGCUUUAAAAUAAGGGAGGUGAGUGAAAAUUAUUUUUCAUUAUGUGACAUUACAGGGAUAGUUCAC
Molecule: messenger RNA, 5144 nt
Organism: Xyrauchen texanus (razorback sucker)
Lineage: Eukaryota; Metazoa; Chordata; Actinopteri; Cypriniformes; Catostomidae
Gene: ttc34
Product: tetratricopeptide repeat domain 34
Exons: 8
Coding region: 535-4002 (1155 amino acids)
Molecular function (GO): protein binding
Source: RefSeq, a predicted model, not a curated record